AUGGCUUCUACGAGCGACAUCCGCGAUAUCAUGAACCUGGGCCAAGCAGGGCCCCGCCACCUUGCGCCCAAGAAGAAAAAACAUGUUGAACCUCAACCGCGUGUCACCGGUGUCAAGCGAGAGGUGCAAGCGCUGAUGGGCGACUCUGUCCCUCCCAUUGCCAUCGUCGAACAGCGCUCCUACAAAUCAAGACCUUCCAUCUCUCAGAAAUUGUUCAAGCCGCGCCAUUGGGAGGAGAGACCAUUUGUGCACGGUGGAAGAACAGAUGGAUUAGUGCUUAAACACUGGAAGCGAUCCAUUCCUGGCUCGGGUGCCCGUGCUCCGAUCGUUGCGAAUGACUCGGCGGACGUUGAAAUGAAAGACGAGCCAAAGACAUCCCCAGCGAUGCAAGAACUACAAUUCGAGGAAGAGUACCCAUCCCAGAAAUGGAAUGUCAAAGUUCAAGUACCGUCCUACACAGACGAGCAGUAUCAAAAUCUGUUAAAGUCGAAGGAUUGGACGCGGCAGGAGACUGAUUAUCUCAUGGACCUUUGCCGCGACUACGAUUUGAGAUGGAUCAUCAUCGCCGACAGGUACAGCCCGCAAGACAUUCCAGCUCCUAAGCCGGCUGCUCAAAAUGGGGAGAUAACUGGCAACGAACUUGUUGUGAGACCUCACUACCCGAAUCGUUCCAUGGAAGCUCUCAAACAACGAUACUAUGCCAUUGCCGCAAAGAUGAUGGAAUUGAAAACACCAGCGAGCACAAUGACGCAGGCUGAAUUUCAACUCUGGGAGAAGAUGCGUAAUUUUGAUGCUAAGACCGAGACAAUGAGGAAAGCGAUGGCAGAGAAACUAUUCGAGCGCACCAAAGACGAAGCUGACGAGGAGAGGAUUCUUCUCGAAGAACUUCACCGCAUCACCAAGAACGAAGACGACUUCAUAAAAAUGAGACGUGAUCUGUAUGCGAGACUCGAACCUGUGUCCACCAUCAGAAGAACUGAGAGAGGGGAGGAGCAAUCUACUGCCAUAUAUCAGACUUCUGGAGGACUGGCAAUGUUAUUUCAGACUCUCCUUGCCAAAGAAAAGAGGCUUAAGCGGCCUCUUAUGCCCGGUAGCGUCGAAGCCGGCCCUGGUUCCACGCCUACUGAAGCGCAGAGAUACGACAAGGGCAGACACCCUCCCCAAUAUAGCCGACGAGAUACCACGGACACCCAGGCCACCGAAGAUACAGUCCGCGUACAAAAGAAAGGCUCAACGUCCCAACCUAGUGUUCGGGUCUUGUCGCCACAGGAGGAAGCACGAUUUGGUGUUUCGCAUCCACAGGAAAGAAUCACCAGUGGUGUCCAGUUCCGCCAUGAGAAGAUUAACCGCCUCACUAUGGCCAAGAGUCAGACGCAAACGACCAAGAUACAAGCUGCAUUGACCGAACUGGGGAUCCCGCCUCGUUUGCUUAUGCCGACGGAACGAGUAUGUCGAGAAUUCGAGCGAUUGGUUACCGAGAUCAAUGUGCUGCUUGACUGUAGAAAAGUUAAUGAGAAGAUUGCGACUGAGAUUAAGAUUUUGGAGGAGGCCAGGCGGAUUAGGCUGGGAUUGCCAAAAGACGGAGAGGAUCCUCCUGCUUCUUCCGAUGCCGCUCAAUCUUCCCUUCCUAUAACGGCAGACAAGAUGGAGGUUGAAGAUUCUCAAGUAGCAGAAAAUUCUAAACUUGAAAGCACCAAGGAUGACUCAAUGGCGGUGGCUGAAGAAGACCAAGACGCUGAGGCCGAGGAUGAUGUCCCUCCGCAGAAGACUGAUGAGAAGAGGCAUGGUGGAGAAGUUGGGAAGGAAAAGAGCACCAUGCAAGUGGACCAGCAAGCAGAGGAAGGAGACGAGGAUGCGAUCGCGGACGUGGAUCAAGAUACGGCGCAAGAUAGUGCUGCAAAAGCUGCCGAGGAUCAAGAAGAAAACGAAGGAACUAAAACGGGAGAAGACAAUGAGGAGGAGGAGGAAGAGGAGGAAGAGGAGGAUGAGGAUGAGGAUGAGGAAGAGGAAGAGGAAGAAGAAGAUGACGAAGAGCAAAACGACGAAGUGGUCACUGGGGUUGAUGAAGAGGAUGAGGAUGCUGAUGAAGAUGAGGAUGAAGCUCAUAUUAACGUCAAUGAGGAUGAAGAGGACGAGGAUGCUCAGCUCGCUGCAACACCGCAGAAUGAGAGCGACGCAGAAGUGGACAACGAGGACGAAGAUGAAGAUGAGGACGAAGAGCCAGAAGUGGAUGCAGAAUCCGACGAGGAAGCAAAUGCCAACGAGGAUGAUACAGGCUCGGAGGACGAUGCUGAUAUUGAUAAUCAAGAUGAAGACAAAGACGACGAAGGAAAUGAAGACGACGCCCGUGCCGCAGCAGAGGCCGAAGACUCAGAUGAUGCAGAGGGAGAGCCAGAAGAAGACGAAGAAGAAGAAGAAGCGGCGGCCAGCUCUCUACCACGCGCACAUAAACGCUCUGCGAGCGUCAUAUCCGAGGCAAGCCGCGCGGGAAGUAAUCGAAGUGGGAUCGAGAGGAAAAAGAGACGUUGA
Messenger RNA from Cladophialophora bantiana CBS 173.52, 2529 nucleotides. RefSeq lists its product as uncharacterized. Gene Ontology annotation, molecular function: transcription corepressor activity. The record is from RefSeq and is a predicted model, not a curated record. Gene Ontology annotation, cellular component: Swr1 complex; NuA4 histone acetyltransferase complex. The transcript has a single exon. Bases 1 to 2529 code for a protein of 842 amino acids. Gene Ontology annotation, biological process: negative regulation of transcription by RNA polymerase II; DNA repair; chromatin remodeling. Lineage: Eukaryota; Fungi; Ascomycota; Eurotiomycetes; Chaetothyriales; Herpotrichiellaceae.